This is a messenger RNA of Arachis duranensis, 2747 nucleotides long. Its product is annotated as myosin-binding protein 3. The transcript has 3 exons. Lineage: Eukaryota; Viridiplantae; Streptophyta; Magnoliopsida; Fabales; Fabaceae. The coding region runs from base 601 to 2343 and encodes 580 amino acids. The record is from RefSeq and is a predicted model, not a curated record.
GCAUACUAGUCUUUGUCUCAAUCAAGCGCACAAUGAAAUGAAAAAAAAAAGGAAAAUAGAAAAGUUGUUUGAAGCGCAUGAUGCAAUAAAACAAAACCAUUUUAUUAUAGUUCUUUCUUUAAAAAUAUCAUCACAUGGGAAUCUUCAUAAAAAUUCAUUGCACAAUCAUCAUUACCUUCACCAUUACUGUUCUUGUUCUUCAUUAAUCUAAUCUCCUUUUGGGCCUUUUACUAUUCCUACUUAAAUUCUCAACUAUUAACCACCAACCUCCUCCUAAAUCCAAUUUGUUCUUAUUAUCUUUUGUCGUUUAGCAACGAAGAAUAGUGUUCAGGGUUUUGGAAAUUGAAAUUGGAAUUUGCGAGCUUGUAAUUGUUCAUUUUAAGCAUGAUCUUGAGUUUCUGUUGUUUUUUUGUAUUUUUCUUCAAGUUAUUCUAUCAUCACCUGCUUUGAGGUUUGAUCUUGAACCUUUUCUGCUUUUGAAUUGAGAUAUUUUGGUGUAUGGAAAUUUUGGAUUUUGCUUGGUGUGUGUUGUUUUUGUGAUGGUGAAAUGCUUCUUCUUGAAGGGGAAACUCGGGUUUUGAGUUCAUAAAGGGGGAGAACAUGGAUUUGCAUGAAUCUCAUUCUUGGACCCUUGGAGGUCUGAUUGGAGCAUUUAUUGACCUUGUUAUAGCUUACUUCUUGCUAUGUGGGUCAGCUUUUGCUUUCUUUGUCUCCAAAUUCUUCUGGUUUUUUGGACUCUUUAUGCCAUGCCCCUGCAAGGGUAGUUUUGGGUAUAUGAACAGCACUUUCUGUGUUCACAAACUGUUAUUUGAAUGGCCUUCAACAAAGAUAUGCUCAAUUCAAGUGAUGGCAGUGAAUAGGUUCCCUUUUGAUCUUGUUAGGGUGAAGGGGCAUUCAUGUGGCAAUGAUAGGGAUGUUGUUGAGUUGGAGGAUGAGGCUUCUUGUAGUUCGUGUUCGGGGCCUCGUUUGCUUCCUUUGGUUGAGAAUGAAAAUGGUUAUGAUGCUAAGGGGAAGAGGGUUAUGAGCUUGAAAAGAAGAUCCGGAAUUCGGCGUCGUCGGAGGGCUAAUAAUUAUGGUUCUGGGAAGUUGACUUUGGUUAGUGGUUCUGAUAGUAUGCAGUCUAAUGUUGCUUCUACUUCGCUCUUGCCUUGUGACGAUGGGAUUGCAGGAAAAACCAAGGAAAAGAUAAAUCCUGAUCCAAGGAAAGAAGUUGCUCUACUUGAUGUUGAUGAUGUUCAAACUGGCCAUGAUUUGGAUGUAAAGACAUGUGAUAGUUAUGAAUUUAAUGGAUCAAUGGUGGAUAGUCCAGGCCAAGACAAAUGUUCUUCUUUGUUGGAAAAUUACAUCAAUAGCGUGCGAGACGCAGUCCAGGUUCAUGGGAAUGGAGAAGAACGGAUCAAGAUUUUGGAAGACGCACUAGAAGAAGAGAAAGCUGCCUAUGCUGCACUCUACCUAGAGCUAGAGAAGGAGAGAGCUGCAGCCGCUACUGCUGCUGAUGAAGCCAUGGCUAUGAUAUCUCGUUUGCAGGAGGAGAAGGCAUCAAUGGAAAUGGAAAUGAGGCAAUAUCAGAGGAUGAUAGAAGAACGAUUCACUUACGAUGAAGAGGAGAUGAUUAUUCUGCAAGAGAUCCUCAUAAGGAGGGAAAGGGAGAAUCACUUUCUGGAAAAGGAGCUCGAAGCUUAUAGGCAGAUGGGUUUGAGAGGAAGUGACAGGUCAAAUAAUGGCAAGCCAAGGGUGUUAUCGGAUGAAUGGGAACAAGCACUUCCUAUUAUGCUCGAAACACAUGAAGAGGUACUGCAGAAUGAAUGCACUAUAUCAGUCAAGAAAGAUGAACCCUCAAAUAUUUCCUCGGAUUACAUGUUAGCUCCAACUUGUAUCAGCAUGGAAGGUGGAGAAAUGCGGGCAAAAGACAUAGAACAUGAUACUGAGCCGGAUGUUCUUGAUGUCCAUGUUGUUGAUGACAACAUAGAACUUAGGGAACAGGAAAAUAAAACAAAUAAUAAUAUAGUGAGUAAGUGUCCUAGGACAGGCAAUGAUUCAGGAAGGGAUUCUUCAUGUUUAAACAACAAUGAAAAGCUGAAGAUUGACACAGAGAUCGAGAAGCUCGGAGAAAGGCUGAAGAUGAUACAGCAUGAGAAAGGAAAAUUGUAUAUCUUUGCAGAGAAUGGAGAAAGUGAAAGGGUUCAGUCGAAUCUUUUAGAGGAGAUAUCAGGCCAGAUUCUACAGACUAAAGAAUUGAGAAACAUUGUUCGUGGAGCUUCCUUGCCUCCUUCAUCUGUUAAGGUGAGCUUGAGGAAAAGACGCUGCCAAAGUGCUUCUUGGGAAUCUAGUGAAAGUUCAUGAGUUUUGUGCCUAUGGCACUCUGGAAAUUGUAAAUGGCAACCAACUUCGGUAGCUACUUUGGUAUUCAGUAUUCAUCACUAGCACCUAGUAUUCCAUGUUGUUAUGUUUUAGGGUGUAAAUAAACUUUAUCAUAGCCCCAAUAAAGCUCAAAAUGUAGUUAAAAUAAGCAGUUUUUAAGCCUUAGUACAAGUCAUUCCCCCACCCUUUGCGUUUGUUGUUUGCCUUGGUGGGAUAUGAUCUGUAAUCAUAUUUUUCUUGUGAUCAUUAGUUUGAUCUUCCGUUCUUUGUUGAAGUAGCUUUUGAGGUAUUAUUAUUAUUAUCAUGUCUAUAAAGCAUAGAGGACAACUUGUGAAUGUAAUUAUUUGUUUUUUCAGUUUCUUAUUGUAUUAAUAUGAUUACUUGCA